AUGAUUGCCUGGUCAGUAGAACUAUCUGAAUUCGGCAUCCAGUACGAAAGCCGCGGACCCCUGAAGGCUCAAUGCCUGGCUGACUUCGUAGCCGAUCUCACGCCGUCUACUCCCGUGGAACCCCAGGGUUACUUGAAAGAAGGGACCCUGCACGAAGACAAAGACGAAGCUCGGAAAGUGAGAAUGAGAUCAGCAAAAUUCAUCGUCAUCGGUGACGAGUUAUUCAAACGUGGCAUUUCCACUCCACUACUCAAGCGCUUGACUACAUCUCAAGAAGCCUAUAUCAUCAAGGAAAUUCAUCAGGGGAUAUGUGGAAUGCAUUCCUGGGCACACUCAAUGGCGACCAAAGUACUCCGAGCUGGGUACUACUGGCCCACUCUGAAAUUCGGAAUCCCUCACACCCUCGUUACCGACAACGGGCAACAAUUCAUUGCACAAGGAUUCAAAGACUUCCUCCGAGAGCUCGGCAUUAAGCAUCUCCCGACCUCGGUGGAACACCCCCAAACCAACGGCCAAGCUGAAGCCGCCAGCAAGGUCAUCCUCUGGGAACUUAAGAAGCGGCUAGGAAGCCCCAAAGGACAAUGGCCCGACGAGCUCCCCAGCAUCCUAUGGGCAUAUCAUUGCGCCCCCCAACGCCAAGUUUUCAACAACAAACAGAAUGCUCGAGAGUUGGCAGCUGACCUCGACUUGGUGGACGAGCUUUGA
Cajanus cajan (pigeon pea) is the source of this 705-nucleotide messenger RNA. The record is from RefSeq and is a predicted model, not a curated record. Lineage: Eukaryota; Viridiplantae; Streptophyta; Magnoliopsida; Fabales; Fabaceae.